AACCUAUCGCACACAUCCGCGUCCUUCGACCUAGUCGCCAGCGCAGUCGAGUGCCUGAGCAACGACACCCUCCUCGGGAAUGUCUUGACGCCGGCCGGCUGUGCCCGGCGGUGCAAGUCGACCCCGGGAUGCGAGUUCUUUGUGAGCGGGUUCGGUGACAAGGCAGGGCGGUGCUACCAGGAGUAUACGGCGAACGAGACGUGCAUCGAGGGCUGGGAAGUUGACCUGUACGACUUUUACAAGCUCAACGACUCGCCGGCAGACACGCCUGUCGACGGCGGAUCCACGCUUCUUCCCAGCCCUGAGCUCGACACGCAUGUUUCAUACGACCAGUGGACUUACGCGUCGACGGACGCGUCUUUCCAUCGCAUCAAGGCGGGCUACGAGUGCGACGACGGCGCAAACACAAAGCUCCGCGACGUGGACACGCCGCAGGAGUGUGCCGACAGCUGCGCCAAUUACGGCAACUGCACCUUCUUUCUGUACGGUUUCAACACUAAGCGGAAGCAGUGCUGGGUGGAGUGGACGCACUCUGCCGACUGCCCCGAGGGGUGGGAGAAGGACGACUUCGACUUCUACAUGCUGCUGCCCGCGGUCCCGCGCGCGCCGCCGUCGUCCCCCUCGCCACCCGCCCCGCCGCCCGCCCCGCCGCCGAUGCCACCGCCCGUGUACCCCUCCAUGGAGCACAGCACGGGCUUCAUCGCCGGCAUGCUCGCGGGGUCCGGCUUCAUGAUGGCCGUCACCCUGCUCCUCAUGAUCCCGCUGCUCACCAUCCUAGCCAAGCUUCUCCGGAGUCGGCAGCAGAAGCUCCUCAACGAAGCGACCUCCGACUCCGUCGACCCGGAGGACAUAGCGCCAGCGCACGAAAUGGCGCAAAUGUAGAAAAAAAUGCUGACUGAGUCGCCGACCGACCCGGGGCGAUGCGUACGGCUGUACUUGUAUCUCCCACCCGUACUAGUGAGAGAGUACGUACUCGUGUGCAUGACCGUGUCCCCAGAGAAAAUGCCGACGAGGUGUCCGUCCGUACUCGGGUCUCGUCAUCGCGUGAUGGCUUUCGUCGGGGAUACGGGAACGAAA
Emiliania huxleyi CCMP1516 is the source of this 1077-nucleotide messenger RNA. RefSeq lists its product as hypothetical. Lineage: Eukaryota; Haptophyta; Isochrysidales; Noelaerhabdaceae. Bases 317 to 733 code for a protein of 138 amino acids. The transcript has 2 exons. The record is from RefSeq and is a predicted model, not a curated record.